GGCUCUGUUUGACUACAAGAAGUCCAAGGACAGUGGGCUCCCCAGCCUGGGCCUCAGCUUCCAGUAUGGAGAUAUUCUUCAUGUCAUCAAUGCCUCAGAUGAUGAGUGGUGGCAGGCCCGUCGUGUGACCGCCUAUGGAGAUAGUGAGGAGAUGGGUGUCAUUCCCAGCAAAAGAAGAGUGGAAAGGAAAGAACGCGCCCGACUGAAGACAGUGAAAUUUAAUGCCAAACCAGGCUCAUCUGAUUCAAAAGGGUCACUCACUGACAAGCAUAAAAAGAAUUUCAUCUUUACUCGAAAGUCCCCAUUCUUCAGGAACAGAGAUGGUGAGCAUGAUGGCAGUGAUCUGCAGCAUACCACAAGGCCGAGGAGGAGCUUGGAAGUCGAUGGGCAAGACUACCACUUUGUAAUGUCUAGAGAACAGAUGGAAAAAGACAUCCAGGAGCACAAGUUCAUUGAGGCGGGACAAUACAAUGAUAAUUUGUAUGGAACAAGUCUGCAGUCUGUGAAAUAUGUAGCUGAGAGGGGUAAACACUGUGUUCUGGAUGUGUCAGGAAAUGCCAUCAAACGUCUCCAGUUAGCACAACUCUAUCCCAUUGCCAUCUUGAUAAAACCAAAGUCUGUUGAUUCAUUAAUGAGUAUAAAUAGGAGACUGACAGAAGAGCAAGCAAAAAAGAUGUUUGACAAAGCUCUGAAGCUGGAGCAGGAGUUYGGUGAAUUUUUUACAGCCCUGGUUCAGGGAGACACCUCAGAAGAUGUCUAUAAUCAAUGCAAGCAAGUCAUCGAGGAAAAUUCAGGACCGUWCAUCUGGAUCCCGUCAAAGGAGAAACUUUGAUUCUUCAUCCAGGAAGGGAAUGUGGACUGCUAGGAACUAAUAAUUGACUGUAACACAAGUGUGUUUGGAAUAUUUCUUUAUUUGCUUAGAAUACAGGAGAUUGCAAAAGUUUGGUAUUCCAUCUUUUUCCUGUUUGAAAGUAAACUUUUCAUAGAACCAGCUUUUCAGUAGUACCUUCAGGUCUGUCUAACCUAAAGGUUGGAGGUUCUGUCCACUCUUUAAGUCCAAACUGCUCCAGCUGCUUCAGGUUUGGAUGACUUCUGCUUGAAUUCAGUCAUAAAAUCUAACAUGAUUCUUAUUUGGACUGAGGUUCAGAUUUUGAYUGGACCAUUCCAGGACAGCCGGUGCUCUGUAAACCAGUGGAGUUCAGCAAAUUGUUCAGAGUCAUUGUCCUACUGGAGGGUCAUCCUGUCCCAUUCCCAGAAUACUCUGAAAUUCUCUGUAUUUUGAUCCAGCCACCUUCAAAGAAAAACUCUGAUCAGUUUUCUAGUCCCUGCUGAUUUAAAAAAAAACAUUCCCAAGCAUGAUGGUGCCACCAAAAUGCUUCAUUGUAAGGUUAGUGUUUAUUACAAUUUAUUAUUAUUUAUUAUGUAACUUCUAAAGGUAUUGGUUGGGGAUCCAAAGCACAAGCGGUGAAUGCA
Austrofundulus limnaeus is the source of this 1473-nucleotide messenger RNA. RefSeq names its product disks large homolog 2. Gene Ontology annotation, molecular function: ionotropic glutamate receptor binding; protein kinase binding. NCBI's taxonomy places the organism in Eukaryota, Metazoa, Chordata, Actinopteri, Cyprinodontiformes, Rivulidae. Gene Ontology annotation, cellular component: postsynaptic density membrane; basolateral plasma membrane; neuromuscular junction. The record is from RefSeq and is a predicted model, not a curated record. Gene Ontology annotation, biological process: regulation of postsynaptic membrane neurotransmitter receptor levels; embryo development; receptor localization to synapse.